This is a messenger RNA of Rattus norvegicus (Norway rat), 2961 nucleotides long. RefSeq names its product solute carrier family 27 member 2 (gene Slc27a2). Gene Ontology annotation, cellular component: peroxisomal membrane; endoplasmic reticulum membrane; plasma membrane. NCBI's taxonomy places the organism in Eukaryota, Metazoa, Chordata, Mammalia, Rodentia, Muridae. Gene Ontology annotation, molecular function: phytanate-CoA ligase activity; long-chain fatty acid-CoA ligase activity; very long-chain fatty acid-CoA ligase activity. The transcript is spliced from 10 exons. The coding region runs from base 793 to 2655 and encodes 620 amino acids. The record is from RefSeq and is marked provisional.
CACAGUACUGCCGAUGUUGGACAGAGGAUCGCUUAACAGAACGAAAUCUCAAAACAAAUUAACAGGACCCGGUUGCUUGAUUUCCCAAAUCAGGAAAGGCUCGAAAUGUCUAGAGGGGCUGACUGAUGCAGCGGUGACCCGGACUGGAGACAGUUGGACGCGAUCAUCUCUGGUGCUUUUGUUCAACCUUGAAACCUUCGCCACAGGAGACUUGCCUGAGCAGAGAAGCAAACGUGGAGAAACAAAGAGAGAUCUAGCGAAAAGCCUCUGGGACCAAGGAGGGGAGGUGGGACUCUGGGUUGGCGGUGGCACCUGCUGCCGGCUAUUAAUAAUAGGGUCGCGGUGCGUUUAUAAGGUGUUUGAUUAAACAAAGACUCUAUGAGAGAAGAAUAACUAGCAACAGCCCCACGUCUGAGUCGCCGCCUCCGACCUUUUUCAACGUGGGUUCUUUGGGCCGAGCGUCGUUUGCCGAGAACUAGAUCUCACCUGACCCCAGACGCUGAAAACAAGCGCUGUGGCAUCCUGGGCCACCCAAGCUGACAAGGGCGCGCCCCCUGAGCACACGAGGUGCCCCACGAGGGGGCGGGACCCACAGCCGUCCCGCCCGCACCGCGGUGUCCGCUGCGGGCACCUGCAGCCGAGCCGCCACCCGCAGUCGCAGCGCGUCCGGCGGCCGAACCCGGUCGUCAGCUCGUCAGCACCUGCUCUGCUUCUCUCCCGCCCGCCGCCGCGCUGCACGCCUCGAGCGCUCCCUCGGCCCCGGCGGGGACCGGGGACCCCGCAGCCACCGCCAUGCUGCCAGUGCUCUACACCGGCCUGGCGGGGCUGCUGCUGCUGCCUCUGCUGCUCACCUGCUGCUGCCCCUACCUCCUCCAGGACGUGCGGUUCUUCCUGCAACUGGCCAACAUGGCCCGGCAGGUGCGCAGCUACCGGCAGCGGCGACCCGUGCGCACCAUCCUGCAUGUCUUCUUGGAGCAAGCGCGCAAGACCCCGCACAAGCCCUUCCUGCUGUUUCGCGACGAGACGCUUACCUACGCCCAGGUAGACCGGCGCAGCAACCAAGUAGCGCGGGCGCUGCAUGAUCACCUGGGACUGCGGCAGGGGGAUUGCGUGGCCCUCUUCAUGGGCAAUGAGCCGGCCUACGUGUGGCUCUGGCUGGGACUGCUCAAACUGGGCUGUCCCAUGGCGUGCCUCAACUACAACAUCCGUGCCAAGUCUCUGCUACACUGCUUUCAGUGCUGCGGGGCGAAGGUGCUGCUGGCCUCCCCAGAGCUACACGAAGCUGUCGAGGAGGUUCUUCCAACCCUGAAAAAGGAGGGCAUGUCCGUCUUCUACGUAAGCAGAACUUCUAACACUAAUGGCGUGGACACAGUACUGGACAAAGUAGACGGGGUGUCGGCGGACCCCAUCCCGGAGUCGUGGAGGUCUGAAGUCACGUUCACCACACCCGCAGUCUACAUAUAUACUUCGGGCACCACAGGUCUUCCAAAGGCUGCAACCAUUAAUCACCAUCGCCUCUGGUAUGGGACCAGCCUUGCCCUGAGAUCCGGAAUUAAGGCUCAUGACGUCAUCUACACCACCAUGCCCCUGUACCACAGCGCGGCGCUCAUGAUUGGCCUCCACGGAUGCAUUGUGGUUGGGGCUACAUUUGCUUUGCGGAGCAAAUUUUCAGCCAGCCAGUUUUGGGACGACUGCAGGAAAUACAACGCCACUGUCAUUCAGUACAUCGGUGAACUGCUUCGGUACCUCUGCAACACGCCCCAGAAACCAAAUGACCGGGACCACAAAGUGAAAAUAGCACUAGGAAAUGGCUUACGAGGAGAUGUGUGGAGAGAGUUCAUCAAGAGAUUUGGGGACAUUCACAUUUAUGAGUUCUACGCUUCCACUGAAGGCAACAUUGGAUUUAUGAACUAUCCAAGAAAAAUCGGAGCUGUUGGAAGAGAAAAUUACCUACAAAAAAAAGUUGUAAGGCACGAGCUGAUCAAGUAUGACGUGGAGAAGGAUGAGCCCGUCCGUGAUGCAAAUGGAUAUUGCAUCAAAGUCCCCAAAGGUGAGGUUGGACUCUUGAUUUGCAAAAUCACAGAGCUCACACCAUUUUUUGGCUAUGCUGGAGGAAAGACCCAGACAGAGAAGAAAAAGCUCAGAGAUGUUUUUAAGAAAGGAGACGUCUACUUCAACAGUGGCGAUCUCCUGAUGAUCGACCGUGAAAAUUUCAUCUAUUUUCACGACAGAGUUGGAGACACCUUCCGGUGGAAAGGAGAGAAUGUAGCUACCACGGAAGUCGCUGACAUUGUGGGACUGGUAGAUUUUGUUGAAGAAGUGAAUGUUUACGGUGUGCCCGUGCCAGGUCAUGAAGGUCGCAUCGGGAUGGCCUCGAUCAAGAUGAAAGAAAACUACGAGUUCAAUGGAAAGAAACUCUUUCAGCACAUCUCGGAGUACCUGCCCAGUUACUCGAGGCCUCGGUUCCUGAGAAUACAAGAUACCAUUGAGAUCACCGGGACUUUUAAACACCGCAAAGUGACCCUGAUGGAAGAGGGCUUUAACCCCUCAGUCAUCAAAGAUACCUUGUAUUUCAUGGAUGACGCAGAAAAAACAUACGUGCCCAUGACUGAGGACAUUUAUAAUGCCAUAAUUGAUAAGACUCUGAAGCUCUGAAUGUUGCCUGGCUCCUAACACUUCCAGAAAGAAACACAAUAGGCCUAGCAUAGCCCCUUCACAUGUGUAAUCCAACUUUAACUUGAUUAAAGGUUAUAGGUGUGAUUUUUCCUAGGAAAUUAUUCAUUUAAAGGACAAUUGUUUGUUUGUUUGUUUGUUUUUUAUUAAUUACACCAGAACGUUUGCAAGUAAAAAGAUUUAAAGUCACUUAUUUUUCAAUGUGCACCUGCCAUUUGUCCUUGCAAACUUAGCUUCUUGGAGAGAGGGCCUUAUUUUUUUAAAGACAUAAUAAACUAUGUAAACACU